Messenger RNA from Peronospora matthiolae, 354 nucleotides. Lineage: Eukaryota; Oomycota; Peronosporomycetes; Peronosporales; Peronosporaceae. The record is from the annotation of a GenBank genome assembly.
AUGGAAGCGGUCCUCUAUCGGCCGUUUGCGCGGCGCCUCGACGUGGAGUGCGGUCACCGAAGUAACCACGAGGCGUGGGGAGCGCCUACUCGUCGUAAUAUCUUCCCUAGAGACUCUCCAUCUGCGAUGGUGCACCGGGUUGGCCGCUUGCGCGACCCCCAGGACUUGGACUGUGCGACCGCCGCAGCGGUUUACGUGGCGCGGGGUCGCUUACGCGACAUGUCGGUCCACUGCUUCCACAUCCGAGAUUGCGAGUGCAGCGCGCUCGAGGCAGACUGCGGACCUGUUCGGCUUUCCAAUGAAGAGGAUUCCCUCCGAAGUGACCGCCUCCGAAGGGGAAAAAGACUGGCUUGA